AUGCGCCAAGUCAUCAUUUGAGUGGAAUCGACUCCCGUCGCCGAGGAUCCAGCGCCGGGUUUUCCCAGCGGCCCUCCGUCGGUCCGUGUCUGGCAGCAGCAGCAUGAAAGCGGUGGGAAACAGAAACGUUAUGGCUGCCGCUCUGUCUCUCACUCAGCUCUCCAGUGGAAAUCCCAUUUAUGACAAAUACUACCGACAGGUGGAUCCUACUGGCAGUGGGCGGGUGGCGGCAGCGGAUGCAGCUCUGUUCCUGAAGAGGUCUGGCUUGGCUGACCUGGUGCUGGGGAAGAUCUGGGAUUUGGCAGAUUCAGAACGUAAAGGGGCUCUUAACAAGCAGCAAUUCUUCAUAGCGUUGCGGUUGGUGGCCUGUGCUCAAAAUGGCCUGGAGGUGGCGCUCAGGAGCCUUAAUGUGGCUCUUCCUCCCCCACAAUUUAAUGAGACGAGCAGCCCGCAGCUAGCGGGAGUGGCGUCUGUUGACACUCUCUGGGUUGUCAAGCCUGAGGAGAAGAUAAAGUUUGACUCCAUCUUUGAGAGCUUGGGUCCCGUAGGAGGGAUUCUAACCGGAGACAAGGUCAAGCCUGUUCUGCUCAACUCCAAGCUACCAGUGGACGUACUCGGCAGGGUAUGGGAGCUCAGUGACAUCGACAGGGACGGCAUGCUGGACAGAGAUGAAUUCUCUGUGGCCAUGUAUCUGGUGUACAGAGCCCUGGAGGGGGAGCAUGUUCCCAUGUCCCUACCCCCUCCCCUGGUUCCACCCUCCAAGAGGAAAAAACCCUCGCUGCCUCCCGCGAUGCCCCUGUUACCCUCGCCCCCCUCGGUCAAAGACAGCCGCUCCUCCCACGCCGGCUCCAGGAGCUUGCCCCACCCCCCUAAGCCCGCCCCCGCCCCCACUCCCACCCCCGCCCUCGCUCCUGUCCCGACACCAGCAGCGGCCCCUGUGAGUACGGGACGCGCCUCGCCUCUGCAUGCAGUGCCUGAAAGUGAUUUUUGGGUGGUGUCUGCAGCAGACAAAACAAAGUAUGAUGAGCUGUUUGGCAAGACGGAUGGCGACAUGGACGGCCUUGUGUCUGGACCCGAAGUCAGAGACAUCUUCUUGAAGACCGGGCUGCCGUCUGCCACACUGGCACGUAUCUGGGAGCUCUGUGACAUUGGAGACAUCGGGAAACUGACCCGAGAGCAGUUUGCCCUGGCGCUUCAUCUGAUCAAUCAGAGGCUGACUAAAGGCCUUGAACCUCCGCAGAGUCUCUUGCCAGAGAUGAUUCCACCGUCCGACAGACAGAGCAUCAAACAGAAGAACGCGGCACAACUAGCGGCCGACUUCUCAGCCAUCAAGGAGCUGGACUCUCUCAGUAACGAGAUUUUCGAAUUACAAAAGGAGAAAAGCUCGGUGGAAGAGGAGAUCAAGGAGAAGGAGGAGGCCAUCAGACAGCGCAGCACCGAAGUGCAGGACUUGCAGGGCGAGGUGGCGAAGGAGAGCGGGGAGCUGCAGCAGCUCCAGGCUCAGCGUCAAAAGGUCCAGGAUGCCUUAGAGGAGCUGGACCAACAAAAAGGCUCCCUGGAGGAGCAGCUGACUUUCAUCCGGCAGCAGACAAACCAAGAAACCCAUCUGAUUUCAUCGCUGCAGUCGGAGCAUGAGGACCAGGAACAGAAGAUCAGUCAGUUUGAGGAGGAGCUGGUCCAGGCCCGAGAGGAGCUUCUCGCUCUGCAAGAGGAGAGCAGGAAGCUGCAGGAGAAGGUCCAGGCGGCUCAGGAGCAGCUCACACCUCUGCAGGAGUCUGUCCGCGACUCCUUUACGCAAGUUGCACAGGUUCAGCAGAAACUGAAUAACCUUCAGGUGGAAGAAAGGUCACUCACUGCCCAGCUUAGCUGGAAAAGAGCCCUGGAGGACAGCUCUCCCGUCAUGGUCAACGGAUCCACCGGGUUCACUGCAGAGCUGUGCCAGCCGGAUCCCUUCCAGCAGGACCUCUUCCAGGAGGACCAGCCUAAGGAGCUCAAUGAGAAGGCUCCAUUGGCUGUCUGCAAUAGGCAGAAAGAACAGUCGGAUCAAAAAGAGAAGGAGAGAGAAGAUGAUGAAGAAGAGAACGGGGAAGAGAGUCCCAAGACUUUAGAGGAGAACUUGAAAUAUGACACUUUGGAUGAUCUCUAUACUAGUCUGGCCUUCUCUGAGGUGUACAAUAAUCAGUCGAACCUCGCCAAGCCGCAGGAGAACACGGCGAGGGAAGACCGUAGCCUUACACCCGAUGUCUCCCCUGAGCUCAUGAGUGAAGCAGAGGAGUUGCCUAAAGAGAGUUCACUAAAGGUUGCGUCGCCGGAACCAGAGAGCCAACAAGAGCCGGCAGAGUCCCCGGAACCCCCCUCCAGCUCGUUACCACCUCAGGUCAGCGCUCGCUCUAUGCCGCCUCAGACCAGCCCCCCCUCUCUGCCGGAGAUGGACUUCUUCCAUUCGGACCCCUUUACUGACCACUAUCCGUUCAAAGAUGAUCCAUUUGGGAAAGCGGAUGUUGCAGAUCCGUUUGGUGGAGAUCCGUUCAAAGGCUCCGACCCCUUCGCCGCAGACUCUUUCUUCCAGGCCCCCGGAGCCCCCUUUGCCCCAGACGACCCAUUUACUGCCAGCUCGGCCGAUCCGUUUGGCCCCACUGCUGGCGUCCCAGAGCCGGACCUGUUUGCAACGAAGCCCGGUGACGUAGCAGCAGCACCAACAGCCGGUCCAGAUCCCUUCACCUCCAAAGCCACCGAUCCAGCUGCAGCGCCCAAGGAUCCAUUCAGCUCCACGGGAAACACCAUGGCCACCUCGGACCCGUUUGGUGGCCAAAUGAGCGCCUCAGGGGAGGCGGACCCGUUUGGUUCUCAGGACGGAGGGGCGGAUCCCUUCAGCUGCUCUCUGCCCUCCUCUGAUCUGGCUGUGAAGGACUCUGCAGCAUCCAAUGACCCGUUUGCGCCGGGUGGCACGACGGUGAAUGCCAGCUCGGAUCCAGAUCCGUUUUCGGCUGUGUUCGGUAACGAAUCGUUUGGAGGAGGCUUUGCCGAUUUCAGUGCGUUGGCGAAGUCAACUGGGGCAGACCAGUUCGCCAUCAACAAUAAGAACCUGUUUCAGGAAGAAAGCCAGUCUGCCGGCCCUGACGUUCCCCCAGCCCUGCCCCCAAAAACGGGUACACCAACCAGGCCACCUCCUCCACCUCCAGGAAAAAGGGCGUCCGUCUCCAGGACGGAGUCGUCCGAGUCCUUCCAGCGACGCGGGCCCUUCCUCCAGCAGCCUUCGGGAGACUUCUCUUCCUCCCUGCCCGCUAAGGAUCCUCUAGCUGACCCCUUCGCCCCUUCCUCCCCUCCUCGUCACACCGCACGGGAAGCUGACCGAUUUGCCAGCUUUGACAAACAGUAUCCAACAGAGGACGACAUGAUUGAGUGGGCGAAGCGCGAGAGCGAGCGGGAGGAGAAGGAGCGACUGGCCCGGCUCACCCAGCAGGAACAAGAGGACCUGGAGCUGGCCAUCGCUCUCAGCCAGUCGGAACUCUCCUGAGGAGACCCCAACAUAAACCUUUCCCUCCCCUCGUUCACUGACCUGGCUCGGCACGGCACAGCACAGCUCGGCCCAGCCCAGAAAGCACCAAAGCAAAGUGGAGACUGCACAGGACUGAUUCCACAGCCCCCGCUGCCCCCCCCCACCACACACUAUGAAGAGACUUUCUUUGAACAAACCCAUCUCUGAAUCUUCUUCUCUGCCCAGACUGUGUUCCCCUUUCGCUGGCGAUGCAGUAUUGAUUUGAUUUUAUAGUUUUCAUCCCGUCGGUCUCGUUCCGUAUGUUCUGAAGAUGCGAGUGUUGAAAAAUGAAACGCGGCGGCCGUGGAUCAAAUGGAGGUCGCUCCGUUGAUUUCAACAUCGCGCCACAAGUGUCACCUUAACUCUCCAGAAUGUAAUUUAUUUAAUGCACUCGACUUGAUUUGAAAUGGCCUUGUCAGAAGUCCUGUCUUUAUCCACUAACAGUUCUCACUACACUUUCUGAAAACUCUGCUCACUCUACCUUCUGAAGAUACUGUGAGAAUUGUGUGUGAUUUCUUUAAUUAGAAAUAGUCUUGUUCAUUUGAUUGAGCACAAAAAAAUCACCCUAAUUUUUUUUUUAUCUGUGUGAAAGACCGAAGGCUGAUGGUAAAAGUGUGGGCGUUUUUAUUAUUUUUUAUUCAAGGGUUACGAUGAAGUCGGUGUCUCAGAAUAGUUAUAAAGUUCCGUAUGCAGAAGGCCUAUGAGAUUUUCUUUAAAACAAAAAUAACUUAAUCGGGACACGGUGACGACACUUUUUUAACUGGAAGUUACCAGUCCUCUGAUAUGUGAAACGCAUAUGACGGUUUAUACAUUUUACAACACCCCUCAAAUACUACCACAUUCAGCUUCCUCACGCUUUCAUUUCUUUAACGUUUCAGGAAUGUGUCGCUCUGCCCAGUAUAUCUGUCAUUUUAUUUUUUUGCUUCAUGCUAAAAGGAAUGAAACCUCAACUAUCUCAUGUAAUGAUUGCAUAUUAGUUCGCAUUACGUUUUAGGGUACACUAAGAGGGAUUUCACAAAAGGACAACACCAAAUACUUCUAAACAUCUGUUGGUUCCUAUGACAAUUUUUUUUUUUUAAUGUCUGUAUUAAUGACACUAACAGGCUAAAUGAUAGAAACUGGGUUGUCGUAAAGGAAUCAACGUGUUCCCGCUCAACGUGCUCUGUAGUCGUACAUUAAACGAACAGCAUUAAUAGCUUUGUUAAUCCUCACCGAUCGAGGCUUCGGCACUUUGUAAUGAAAGAUGUAUAUUGAAAAAGAUCAACUUCCUCAAACGCUCAAUUUCACAUUUUCACACCGGGUUCCAUAUUGAAGUGAGCUGCUGCUUUUUAUCUGUUGUUUAUCUGACCUCUUUUGAUGUUACAUUACCAGAUGCUUCCUCUCUGCGAGAUUAACUGCAAUAAACAAAGUCGGUAAAAGUAGACGAGCAUCCCUGUGAUCGGCCAGCAACUCUUCUUCUAAAACUACAGCAAUUUUCUCUCUGUUGAUUUCUAACCAAACUUAUUCCUGCUUUGUCUUGUUUUUUUUGUCCUUGUUCGGCUUUGAGAAGAAACGAGCAUCCUCAUAGUUUCCUCGUGUUGUUUAACUAGUUUACUGCUCGUGGUUGAAGCUAAACUUCCUACUCAAGGUUCACGUUGAUUGUAAACUCCAGAGAACAGCAGUCGUCCUUCAUUCAUUCUACAGUUUAUUUCCACCUGACAUGUUACUGUCAUUUGUACAGACUGCAAAUCAAGAACCACUCAUGUUUCCAGGCUUACCCUCAAAGGCUUUUUAAAACUCAAGCUAAUUGUAUUUUAAUUUUUUAUUUUCUAACAUGUAGAGAAAAAUAAAUCAUUAUUUGGAAGAAUAUGUAAUGCAUUUAAUUGAAACAGAAUAAAUAUUAAACGUGUCGUUUUGCA
Messenger RNA from Gasterosteus aculeatus aculeatus (three-spined stickleback), 5436 nucleotides. It is a transcript of the gene eps15, whose product is annotated as epidermal growth factor receptor pathway substrate 15. The record is from RefSeq and is a predicted model, not a curated record. Gene Ontology annotation, molecular function: calcium ion binding; cadherin binding. Gene Ontology annotation, cellular component: cytoplasm; plasma membrane; clathrin coat of coated pit. Gene Ontology annotation, biological process: endocytosis; endosomal transport. NCBI's taxonomy places the organism in Eukaryota, Metazoa, Chordata, Actinopteri, Perciformes, Gasterosteidae.